This is a messenger RNA of Naegleria lovaniensis, 444 nucleotides long. RefSeq lists its product as uncharacterized. Gene Ontology annotation, cellular component: actin cortical patch. Gene Ontology annotation, biological process: actin filament debranching; negative regulation of Arp2/3 complex-mediated actin nucleation. The coding region runs from base 1 to 444 and encodes 147 amino acids. The transcript is spliced from 3 exons. Gene Ontology annotation, molecular function: Arp2/3 complex binding; actin binding. The record is from RefSeq and is a predicted model, not a curated record. Lineage: Eukaryota; Heterolobosea; Eutetramitea; Acrasida; Naegleriidae.
AUGUCCAACACCACUGUUGAAGCUCCCACCAACGAUUGCACCAUUCCUGACGAUGUUUUAAAAGCCUACAAGAAGGUCCGUCUCAGUAGCAGCAAGCACAUGAUGGUGAUGGUUUUAAAAAUUAAUAAGGAAGACAGUUCAGUCAUGAUUGAAGAACAAUUUGAUGAGACUACUUUUGAAGAUUUACAAUCUUAUUUGGAUGAUGUCAAUUUGCAACCACGAUAUUUGGUAUUGUCUUAUGCUUGGCAACGAGGAGAUAGAGUUCAAUAUCCAUUGAUGUUUAUUUUCUAUACUCCAAAACAUGCCAAUCCCUAUGAUCAAAUGAUGUACUCUAGAAUGAAGCUUCCAUUAGUGAGAAAAUUGGACGUGCCAAGAAGCUAUGAAAUCCGUGACUAUGAAGAUCUCACCGAAGAAUGGUUAUUGGAACAAUUGAACAAGAAGUAA